AUGGACUGGUCCUACGCAGGAACUCUGAACCAAAAGAACUGGGCUAAAAAGUUCCCGUCGUGCAGUAACGCCCGGCAGUCCCCCAUCAACAUUGACGAGUCUGUGUCCCAGGUGAAGCUGCUGUACCAGGGCUUGCGCUUUGAGGGGUGGGACGCCCUGACCUCCGACACCACCACCAUCUGCAACGACGGCAAAACAGAUAUCUGCACAGGCGACUCUUUCACCACCAUCGCCAAUAGCUACAGGCUGGGCAUCACCACUGUGGGGAAGAUGGUGAGGGAGACCUGUGACCAAAUCCGGAGGCAAUCCCAGCCAGUCUACCUGCCCACACCAACAGCAGACACCUGGAAGACCACAGCAAAGAGGUAG
Messenger RNA from Knipowitschia caucasica, 369 nucleotides. The record is from the annotation of a GenBank genome assembly. Lineage: Eukaryota; Metazoa; Chordata; Actinopteri; Gobiiformes; Gobiidae.